Molecule: messenger RNA, 2310 nt
Organism: Rana temporaria (common frog)
Lineage: Eukaryota; Metazoa; Chordata; Amphibia; Anura; Ranidae
Gene: TMEM92
Product: transmembrane protein 92
Exons: 5
Coding region: 1507-1923 (138 amino acids)
Source: RefSeq, a predicted model, not a curated record
GCAAUGAGGGUGAAUUGGUGACUAAUGAGGGAGUCUGGAAGAAGUUGAGAAGAGGAGGAGGAGGAGAAGGAGGAGGGUGGAGGAGGAGAGAGGAAGAGGCAUAGACACAGCACACAGACAACAGAGGAUAUGAGCAAGACAGGAAAAAGUCACACUGAGAAGAAAAGAAGUGAUAGCAGCGUGUGUACCAGCACUGACAGCGAAUAUACUACCAUUGUGUUUGUGCCAGCAUUGACAGCGGAAUACCCUGACACAGUGUGUGUGCCACCACUGACAGAGGAAUAUACUACCAUCGUGUUUGUGCCACCACUGACAGCGGAAUACCCUGAGAUAACGUGUACCAGCACUGACAGCGGAGUACCCUGAGAUAACUGGUACCAGCACUGACAGCGGAGUACCCUGAGAUAACGUGUACCAGCACUGACAGCGGAUUACCCUGAGAUAACGUGUACCAGCACUGACAGCGGAGUACCCUGAGAUAACGUGUACCAGCACUGACAGCGGAUUACCCUGAGAUAACGUGUACCAGCACUGACAGCGGAGUACCCUGAGAUAACGUGUACCAGCACUGACAGCGGAAUACCCUGAGAUAACGUGUACCAGCACUGACAGCGGAGUACCCUGAGAUAACGUGUACCAGCACUGACAGCGGAGUACCCUGAGAUAACGUGUACCACCACUGACAGCGGAAUACCCUGAGGUAACCAGUACCACCACUGACAGCGGAGUACCCUGAGAUAACGUGUACCACCACUGACAGCGAAAUACCCUGAGAUAACUGGUACCACCACUGACAGCGGAAUACCCUGAGAUAACGUGUACCAGCACUGACAGCAGAAUACCCUGAGAUAACUUGUACCAGCACUGACAGCGGAAUACCCUGAGAUAACGUGUACCAGCACUGACAGCAGAAUACCCUGAGAUAACUUGUACCAGCACUGACAGCGGAAUACCCUGAGAUAACGUGUACCAGCACUGACAUCGGAAAACUCUGAGAUAACGUGUACCAGCACUGACAGCGGAGUACCCUGAGAUAACGUGUACCAGCACUGACAGCGGAAUACCCUGAGAUAACUUGUACCAGCACUGACAGCAGAAUACCCGAGAUAACUGGUAGCACCACUGACAGCGGAGUACCCUGAGAUAAUGUGUACCACCACUGACAGCAUCAUAGUGUGUGUGCCAGCACUGACAGUGGAGUAAACUUUCAAAGCGUGUGUACCAGCACUGACAGCAGAAUACACUGGCAUAGUGUGUGUACCAGCACUGACAGCAGAUCGGGGCAAAGCGCGUGUGCCAGCACUGACAGCAAAAUAUACCACGAUAUUGUGUGUGCCAGAACUGACACUGGAUACACUGGCAAAGUGUGUGUGCCAUCCCUGACAGCGGAAUACACAGCUGGAUUGUGUGUACCAGCACUGACAGCAGAAUAAUCCUUCGCAGUGGGUAACAGUGGAAUAAACUGUUGGAUUGUGUACAAGCACUGAGUGGAGGACAAGGACAGUCAUGACACUGUGUACAUUUCACCAGAAAAUCUAUGCCAAGGUCCUGGCCGGCUGCCUGCUCCCUGUCACAGCCUCGGUGCCAUGCCGGGUUACAGAGUGUUUCGAUGGGACUUCCUGUUGUGAGUCACAGAACAAAGCCUACCUGGACUACAGCUGGCCCCUGUUUAUCUGUAUGCUGAUUGUGUUCUCAGUGCUGUGCCUUUGUGGGAUCUGCAACAAUGUUUGUCGCUUCCGAUCUCGAUCUGAACCAUCCUUGUCACCAAGGGAGACUCCUCUUAUAGAAAUGGGCGCACCACCACCAUACAGUGAGGUGACUGCCAAGCCUUACCUGUACCCUCCCAGUAUGGUCAGCCCGCCCUCGUACAGCAGUGUGGUUGAGAGUAACCCUUCGCCCCCUACCUGGGAACAUCAAAGCUGAAACGGAAGGCACGCGGCGGACAUUUAUGCGUAUUCACAGAUGAGUUGGAGGACUGCGAGGAGAGGCUAUAGGAUUUAAUACAAGAAGCUAUAGACGUGUGAUAUGAAGUAUCGGGAGGAGAUCUAGAGUUGUUAUUUGAAGAAAUGAGAAAAGCUGUGGAGAAAUGCUAUGACGUAGACUGCGUACAAUUAUCAUCAGACAUGGAGAAGACAUCAAGAGACCUAAAGCAUAUAUUGAAGCACUGAAUGGAAUCGCCAUACUAGGAGACCACUGAGAGCUAUGGCGGGAUAGGAAGAGGAUUUAUAGGUAGGAAGCAGUGGGAGGAGUUAUAGGAAGUGGCUACCGUAUUUAUCGGGGUAUAGCGUGCUCCCGCGUAUAGCGCGCACC